UGAAUCGAGCAACCCAGACCACGUGAUUGCUCAUGUAUGGUCUGUGCGUUCUGGCCGAUCCUUGAUCAAAAGGCAAGCUCGUUUUAUACAUUGGAUAUAUCCACCACAACACCCAAAAUGAUGUCCUCACGAUGGCAGGCUGCAGUCCGGCAGCUCCAAGGACAACCGUCAGCCAUAUCCAGGGCAUUGAUGGGGACCAGGCACCCGAACUUGCGGCCACGUACAGCAACAUCCCGUCUUCACCAUUCGGUCUCUGGACGCGUUCAACUCGAAUCACGUGCUUCAGCCCUCACACAGUGCCGCUAUUUUUCUUCACGGUCACGUUUAUCCGCGGGCAAGAAUGAUAACAAGACUUGGACUUCAUCGCCGGUAGUGCCCACUCAAGUUCUGGAAUCUCGUUUCCCCAAAAAGACUGUCCUGUUCUUUGCGAUCCUGGGCACUGCAGCGUACUUUCUACUCGAAGUCGUGGAGCCUGAUUGGACUGAUAAUGCCAUGGCUGGCUUCGACGAUCAGCCGCAUUCUGUUCCUCUCCAAUUUUACAGGGACCGAGAGUCGUUGGACAAUAGACUUGAGCAAUUCUACAUUGGCGCAUUCGAACUACUGAAAGAUCCGGAGCGGCUGAUGCAGAUCAACGAUCUAUUCAACGACAUAGCGAAUGGGUGGAUGAUGAAUGAGGAGAAUGCCCAAGAGUGGUACAUACCAGUAACGCAUGGGUGCCGCUUCAAAUCCAACGAACCAUGCGAUUUCUACUGUAUUGGAACGGCCCCUGGCCCUGGAUCGAAGCCUUGGAACUACUGGUCGGUCUUUGACGGCCAUGCUGGAAAAGCUACUGCGUUUUAUCUUCAAAACACGAUGCACCCCGAGCUUUCUCGCCAUUUGUCCGACCUCCCCCCAAACGCAGCAUCGUGGUCUAUCCACGACUCGAUGAAAGCCGUCUUCAUCGGACUAGACAAAGAGAUCAUGGACAGGGCCCGUCACGCCGUUAACUGGUACCCGGCCGCCAACUCAGCUGCCAUGAACGCCCUGGCGCCCGCCUUCCACGGAAGCUGUGCCCUCGUCGCAGCCUUCGACCCCGAGCAAAGCAAACUCCACGUCGCCUGCACCGGCGACUCACGAGCCGUUCUCGGCCGCUGGGACGACGUCGAAGGUAAAUAUAUCGCCCAGCCCCUCAGCGUCGACCAAACCGGCUUCAACCCAUCCGAAGUCGCGCGCAUCACCUCUGAACACCCAGACGAGCCCUCCAUCCUCGACCCAAAAACCGGCCGUCUCCUCGGCCUAGCCGUAACACGCGCUUUUGGCGACCACCGCUGGAAAUGGGACAACAACGCCACCAAAACCGCGCAGCACAAAUUCUGGGGCCCCGCGCCCCGUCCAAACUCCACCACCCCACCCUACCUCACCGCGGAACCCGAAAUCACCGAAACAGACAUCGUCCGCGUCCACCCCAACUCGCCUUCGGGAAAAUCAGACUUUAUGAUUAUAGCCACAGACGGCCUCUGGGACCACAUGUCGUCGUCCACGGCCGUCUCCUGCGUCUCGUCCUGGCUCACGGCGCGCGCCCGCUCCCCGGACCACCGCGUCUCCACCGAUCCCAACCGCCCGUACGCCGACUUCUCCAAUCCGACCAGACCAGACCCCGGCGUUACCUUUUCCGUCGAAGACGGGCAGGAAGUCACGUGGCAGGCUGAGCCGAGAUAUUUCGCCAUCGAGGACGAUAACGCGGCGGUUUGCUUGACGAGGAAUGCGAUGGGCGGGUUGAGGAGGGGUUUGGUUGCAGGGUUGGUUACUAUGGGUCUGCCUGCGAGAAGGAACGCUGUGGAUGAUACUACGGUCAUGGUUGUGUUUUUUGAUCAGUUGGAUACCCAGGGGGGGAAGGAGAAGGAGGGCGGGGAACAAAUCAAGAGAAGGUGGUGGUUUUGGUGAGCCUGAAGAUAUUGUUUGUUCAGUUGGACGAGCAUUUGGUUCUUUAGCCACUGCUGUAUUUUUUGUUUUGUGUAUUUCUCGUCUGCUUGUUCUCCGUAUCCAUACCCCCUGCAUAACCAACACUGCAAUAGAGACCAGUCUACAAAUAAAAGAUACAAAAUUUGUAAACUCGGCCACCUAUUUAGAUCGCAGAGUAUAGCACUGCGAAUAUAUACCGAGAAAAAAUAAACCAUAAGAGAUACCUUUAAAGCAAUACCCCAAUCAUUCAUCCCUUCUUCUCACCAACUCCAAAAUCUUUAACUUUGUCGUUCCAUCCCCGCACAAAUUACAACCUCUGACCCUCCAAUUAUUUCUUCAAUCAGCAGCAGCAGCAGCAGCAGCAGCAGAUAUUCCAUACCCACAGAAUGAACAAACGAGUAGAUAACAUCGCACAGAGUCAACAACUCACAAAGCAGCAUCCACUCAGGACAGAGAGAGCCUUGCAAAAAGUCUUUCUUCUUUUGAGAAGAGGAACAUGAAGAUUC
Periconia digitata is the source of this 2447-nucleotide messenger RNA. NCBI's taxonomy places the organism in Eukaryota, Fungi, Ascomycota, Dothideomycetes, Pleosporales, Periconiaceae. The record is from the annotation of a GenBank genome assembly.